Molecule: messenger RNA, 1578 nt
Organism: Suillus paluster
Lineage: Eukaryota; Fungi; Basidiomycota; Agaricomycetes; Boletales; Suillaceae
Exons: 13
Coding region: 1-1578 (525 amino acids)
Source: RefSeq, a predicted model, not a curated record
AUGAAUGGUCGUGAAGAUUACUCGGUCCCUAUGAGGCAAAUUGAUGACCCUCCGCCUGGAUUGUAUGGGAGCGAUUGGGAGGAGUUGGUACACCCAUUGGGGGGGACUUAUUUCUAUCACAAUAAAAAGAACACAUAUACAUCACUAAAUAUACGCCAUAUGGAUCGACAAAGGCUCGAAGAUUUUAUCGACGUAUCAAGAGCCACGGAGAAAGAAGAUGAGUGGGCAAGCGAAUGGAGGCAUAAGAGGUUUGAACUCGAGGCUCAGUAUUGGAGACACAUUGAAUUUUUUCCACACACAUUCCACAUGACAUGCUCCCAAGUUAGACGCACACACAGAGAAAUUCUUUGUUACCUUGGAGAAGCAACAACUUUGAACCAAUCUACUGCAGCUACGAUUUUCUGGACUCUAGACCAAAUGAGACAGGUUGACGUGCAACUUGCUAGUGUCGAAGCCCUUGCAGAAAACGAAAUCAUCGAGGAUACUGGUGUUGUGCUUUGUUGUAAAAUACUGUACAUGCUACGCCACUACCAGUAUCUGAACUGCCACAACCAACCCGAAGCUUGCCUUAUUCGAGGCCAUGCAGUGAUAGAGAAACGUAGGACAUGUAAAGCUCUCUAUUUCAUGGGCAAUACUGCGGCUACAAUACUGUGUAUGCCGAUCACAAUCGACCACAUCAGGAAUACUUCUGUUGAUGGUAUUGUGAAUGGGGUGGACGUCAGGACUUUUAUCGAUGAUUUCAGCAGCCAAGCUAAGAGUCAGAUCACCUUGGCAGGCAUCUCUGUGGCCAUGGACAUUGCCAUAUUUGCCAUUCCAGGUCUAGGCACAACAGUAACCUCACAGACACUUUGCUCCUGCUCUUUACUUUUGGGUGUUGGCUGCAUUUUCACUGCUACAAUGGUGCAACACUUUGACAAGAAAAUGAGAUCCAUUGACUUCAUGGUAUAUUACCUACAAAAGAAGACAAUGAUAUACUUCCCUCUGUCCAAGUGCCCAUCCAGUCCAUCCAUUCCAGCUCCCAUCGCUCCAGCAUCUCCUGUCACUGCUCCCCAGCCUCUCAGACAGUCAAAGACUACCUCUAAGCACCCAGCAGCACCCUCCUAUUACAAUCCUCCUCAUUCAGAUGACUCUGACUCUCAUUCUAACUCUGACUAUGAUGAAUCUAGUUCUGAUGAGUCACUGGAUCAAGGGGGAGAUGUGGUCCCUCCAGCAGUUCCUGAUGUCCCUCCUGUCGUCCCUAUUCCUGAUCCAGUCACUCCUCCACCUGCAGCUCAUCCCAAUCCACCUCCUAGGCCACCACCGUCUCCCAUAGGCAUUGGUGCCAGACUCCCUCAACGCAAUAGGCAACCUCCCAGAGACUGGUGGAAGCUCUCUCCAGCUCAGCUAACUGAUGUUGUUGAUGAUGAGACUGAGGAUGCUGACUUUACUCAAGGAUUUGAGCUUGCCGCGUCUACCAGCUGUUCCACCGAGCCAUUGUCUUAUAGGGAGGCAUUGACUCGAGUUGAUGCAGAGCAGUGGAACCAAGCAGCUCUUGAAGAACUCAAUGCUUAUCUUCUACUCUGGACUUGUCUGAAGUAG